Vicia villosa (hairy vetch) is the source of this 1003-nucleotide messenger RNA. RefSeq names its product protein RDM1-like. Gene Ontology annotation, cellular component: nucleus; RNA polymerase V complex. The record is from RefSeq and is a predicted model, not a curated record. Lineage: Eukaryota; Viridiplantae; Streptophyta; Magnoliopsida; Fabales; Fabaceae. Bases 278 to 781 code for a protein of 167 amino acids. The transcript has 3 exons.
ACGCUUUCCUCCCCCUCCCCUCUCUCUCAUCAUCAUUCACCUCACUUGGAAAGAAAGUGGCGAAACGAUGCGUUUGAAUUACAUAUAGAAAAAAAAUCGACUAUACCGUUUGAGUUGGAAUGCACCGAUUCGUGAAAUUGAGCGGUACCGAGCGAACGAUUCAGGGUUUUCAGUAUUUGAGAACUUCGACGCCCACUCUCAUUUCUCUCUCCAUCGCUUUCCGAGUUCAUCAUUCCAAAUCAUAAUUUCUCAAUUCGAAGAAGAAGAACUUGUUGCGAUGAAGAGACCAUUUCCAUCGGAAGAUAAAGUUGAUGCUGAUGCAAUGGACUUGUCUUCCCCAAAUUCCGUUCCAUCACUUCACAUUCAACUCCCCAAACUCUCCACAGACAUCAAUGAUUUAGAUGCACUCACCAGACGGGCAGCAAUGUAUCAGGAGUACAUGAAGCAGAUCCCAAUCCCGACUAAUCGAGGCUCUGUCAUUCCGUUCACUUCAUGGAUGGGAUUGGGCAAAUCCAUUAAGCAGCUAUACGGGCAGCCUCUACAUUACCUUACAAAUGUCACCCUUAAGCAAUGGGACCAAUUGAGAAUUGGCAGUGAGGAUGAAUGGAAGCCGUUGGACGAUAUAGUUCAUCCAUGCAAAGGAGAAAUCUCCAUCUGGCUCAUGGAAGAAAUCCAUCGGCAAACCUCGUCACAUUAUCAUAUUGCUAACCUUUGGAAGAAGGACCCAAUGUACAGUGGGUUUGUUGAUUCCAUUUUCCCAAAAUUAGAGCAUACAUCUUGAAUCCUUUACUCCCUGUAUUCUGCGCAUCAAAGUGUUUGUCUCGCAGGAUGGGAUACUACUGCUAAUGAUGGAAGGGGAUUAAUUAUCUUUAGUAUUUGUUUGGUAACUUUGGUAACUUUAUUGUAGUAUUAAGGAUAUACUGAAUGUAUUAAGGAUAUAUUGCAAUAGUGAAGUUUAUUUAAUAAAAAAGAAAUCCAUACUGUAUCCUCAUUUUUAAAACAA